CAUACAUCAUCAGAUUUUUGAUAUUUUGUUUCUUUUUCGUUUACAUCUUUUUCCAUCACUUCAUUCCAUUUGUAUUUAUCAUGUACCUAUUGAGUUUAGAAUCAAAACCAUCUCGAAACAUGCAUACCCUUCUAUAUAUAUAUGCAUAAUUUAUUCCACAUCAAAAUUUAUUAUGUCUUCUAAUAAAUAGAAUAUAACAACUAAAUUUGACCAAGUGUUAUAUGUUAUAUCUACCCAUUUCUCACAACAACAUCAAACUUCAAUUCAAGAACUACCACCAUGGAAUUCCAAGAAGAUAUCAAGAAUCUUAUGAAGGACCCCUUUCCGCCCCUUCCAUUCCCCUCUCCCGAUUCCUUUCCCUCGCUUGUUUUCCCAUCGAAAAGAGCAUUCCAAGGAAAAACCUUACCCAUAAAUCCCCUUAUAACUAUGGAAUUAAAGCUCUCCUUCUUGCAAUUUUCCUUAAGGUCUAUCAUGAUCAUGGGGAUCAUAUACACCCCAUGAUCGCUUGGUUCUUCUUUUCGUUUUCAGUCUACUUCUUUUUAGACCUCCUAUUGACUAUCAGUUCCAUAGUAAUGGAAUUCUUACUAGGGGUCAAACUUGACCCCCAGUUCGAUGAGCCUUAUCUGUCCACUUCCCUCCAAGAUUUUUGGGGCAGGAGGUGGAAUGUCAUGGUCAACCGAAUUCUCUAUCCAACCAUUUACAAUCCAGUCCGAACACUGUCAGCUCGGGCCAUCGGUCAUAUAUGGGCCCCAAUACCUGCAAUCUUGAUAACAUUUGCAGUCUCGGGUCUUAUGCAUGAACUUAUUUUCUUUUACUUCACUCGAGAAAGGCCAACAUGGGAUACCAUGCUUUUCUUUUGUCUACAUGGAGUCUCGUUGGUUAUGGAGACAACAAUCAAGAAAUUUGUUAAUGUUAAAUGGAGUUUACCCCGCCACAUCACCGCCCCAUUGGUGGUUGCAUUCGUGUUGGUGACAUCUUAUUGGUUGUUCUUUCCUGAACUCCGACGAUGUAAAAUUGCUGAAAGAGCAUUUGAAGAUUACGAGGCUAUAGCGAAGAUGGUAACUUUUGUUGUAUGAUGUACAAAUAGUUAUAAAAGAUAUUUUGAGUUAUGGCUUUUUUUUUUUUUAAUAAAAUUGUACAUGAAGCAUUAGUGCUUUUGUGGCCA
Molecule: messenger RNA, 1165 nt
Organism: Lactuca sativa (garden lettuce)
Lineage: Eukaryota; Viridiplantae; Streptophyta; Magnoliopsida; Asterales; Asteraceae
Source: RefSeq, a predicted model, not a curated record